Megalops cyprinoides (Indo-Pacific tarpon) is the source of this 1818-nucleotide messenger RNA. Its product is annotated as sideroflexin-5-like. The record is from RefSeq and is a predicted model, not a curated record. Bases 115 to 1092 code for a protein of 325 amino acids. Gene Ontology annotation, biological process: monoatomic ion transport; citrate transport; mitochondrial transmembrane transport. Gene Ontology annotation, molecular function: citrate transmembrane transporter activity; monoatomic ion transmembrane transporter activity. The transcript is spliced from 14 exons. Gene Ontology annotation, cellular component: mitochondrial inner membrane. Lineage: Eukaryota; Metazoa; Chordata; Actinopteri; Elopiformes; Megalopidae.
CCAUAGCUUCAGUCGUUUCUCCAUAAAGUCUGCUGACUAAAUGGCCCUUUCUUUGUAAUUAGGCCAUAAUUCGCCUCAUAAAAUUGCUAGUUUUACAAGAGCGGUCCUGGUCUCAUGGAGGAAAUGACAGCUUGCCCUCCUUUCCAGCUGGGGAAAUCGCGGUUCGAUCAGAACACAUUCUCUGGCAGGCUGAAACAUUUCCUGGAAGUGAUCGACCCACGCACUCUCUUUGUGUCACAGAGUCACCUGAAUGAGAGUGUGAAACUCCUGGAUGAUUUCAAACAUGGAACCCUUCCGCCAGGAGUGUCAGAUGAGCAGCUUUGGCAGGCUCAGAAAAUCAAACAGGCCAUCAUCCAUCCAGACACUGGGGAGAAGAUCUUCAUGCCCUUUCGGAUGUCAGGUUACGUCCCAUUCGGAACACCAAUAGUGGUGGGGCUGCUGCUUCCAAACCAGACCCUGGCAUCCACAGUGUUCUGGCAGUGGCUGAACCAGAGUCACAAUGCCUGUGUCAACUACUCCAACCGCAACGCCACAAAGCCCACGGCAGCCUCCAAGUUUCUCCUGGGAUACCUCGGUGCAGUCACCAGCGCCGUCUCCAUAGCGGUCGGGCUCAACGUGCUGAUCCAGAAAGCCAGCAAGUUCAGCCCAGCAACCCGUGUUCUGGUGCAGAGGUUCGUCCCGUUCCCAGCCGUGGCCAGUGCCAACGUCUGUAACGUCGUCCUCAUGAGGCACACGGAGCUGUCCGAGGGCAUCGAUGUGCUGGACACCGCCGGCAAUGUGGUCGGCACCUCCAAAAUUGCGGCCAAACACGCAUUAUUGGAGACGGCCUUGACUCGAGUGGUCCUGCCUAUGCCAAUCCUGGUCCUUCCCCCUGUGAUCAUGGCUUUUCUGGAGAGACUCCCCCUGCUCCAGACCCACAGGAAGCUGGUUCUGCCAGUCCACAGCCUUGUGUGCCUGGCCGCCUUCGGCUUGGCCCUGCCUCUGGCCAUCAGCCUCUUCCCACAGAUGUCCCAGAUUGAGGUGUCACAAUUGGAGCCAGAGAUCGCUAUGGCAACGGAUGGCGAGGUGGUGACUUACAACAAGGGCCUGUAGCUUGUAACCUGUAACAGAAACAGCACAGGCGAAGGAAAUGGAGGGUUAUGUUCAACUCCAGCUCUGCUUUCUGAGUCGCUUUGCUUUUUAGACAUGAGCCAGUAAUCUUCAAUUACUAGUUCUUUCCAACUGGUGGUUGGAAAUAUCAUGAAAUGGGACUGGAUUAAAUGGGACAUUUAGGUAAAUCAUUGCAAACCGAGAGUCAAAGUGAAAUGACGUGACAGCCCACUAGGAGGGACUGGGGCUAAGGCUGGGAGGGUUGAGUGUUGGGUUUGACACAUCAUACAGCUAUUUAUUGCGAGUGUGGUUCUAAGCCCUGCUGAGAGAGCUGUGAGGAGACUGAAUAACCAGUGAACCAGAGUUCAGUCAUACAACACCAGGCAUUUCCAGACUGGAGCCAUGUUCCUCUUGCAAAAUGAGGGUGAUUUGGGUCCAGGGCAACAGCUGCUGAAAAUAACAGGGCAGAUACGGAUCCCUGACCUGAGCCGGUUCCAGUUCCAUCCUCCAUUUCAGGAUUUUGAAAUUUCUUGCUUGCAUUUCCCUUUCUUCAUUGCACUUCCUCCUCAGUAUCAGUUUACGUUGAGGUGGCCAAUAGGCUGGUGAGAAACCGUACAGAUCAAAAAUGCACACAACUAUGGACAACUGCCAAGACUUAACAUAACUGCAUCAAUUUGUGGAAGCCCAUACAAAAAUGAUAGAUUUAAAAUAUAUUUUUGAGAAUAUAUU